AUGUCCCUGGUGGAGACGAUCCGGCUGUGGCAAGGAGGAGUGUGUGCAGCAGACAAGAAGGAGUGGAGUGCAGCCCUGGAUGCCUUCACAGCCGUCCAGAACCCUCCUGCCAAAAUCUGCUUUAACAUAGGCUGCAUCCACCUCGUUCUGGGGAAGCUGGUGGAGGCAGAGGAGGCAUUCACCCGGAGCAUCGGCUGCGACAAGCACCUGGCAGUGGCUUAUUUCCAGCGAGGGACAGUGUUUUACCGGAGGCAGAACCAUGGAAAGGCCAUUGAGGAUUUCAAAGAGGCCCUGGCUCAGCUGCGAGGCAACCAGCUCAUCGACUACAAGAUCCUGGGGCUGCGGUACAGGCUCUUUGCUUGUGAGAUUCUCUACAAUAUUGCACUGGUGUAUGCCACGAUGGAGAACUGGAAGAAGGCUGAGGAGCACCUGACAUUGGCCAUGAGCAUGAAGAGUGAGCCCCAGCACAAUAAGAUUGACAGGGCAAUGGAAGCCAUCCUGAAGCAGAAGCUCUGUGACCUGGUGGCCAUUCCUGCAGGGAAGCUCUUCAGGCCAAACGAAAAGCAAGUGGCUCAGCUGGAGAAGAAGGACUACCUAGGAAAGGCAGUGGUGGUGGCAUCUGUGGUGGACAAGGAUGAUUUUUCAGGCUUUGCUCCCCUCCAACCACAGGCCUCUGGUCCUCCCCCCAGACCCAAAACCCCUGAAAUCCUCAGGGCCCUCAAAGGGCAGCCACACCGCGUCAUGUUCGAGUUCAUCCCUGAGACCCCCGAGGAGCUGCAGGUCCUGCCAGGAAACAUUGUCUUUGUCCUGAAGAAAGAGAAAGACAACUGGGCUACAGUGAUGUUCAAUGGCAAGAAAGGGAUUGUCCCCUGCAACUUCCUUGAGCCUGUGGAGCUCCAGAACAAGCUGUAUCUCCAGGAAGAAACCCCUCUGGAAGAUGAGAUGCCUGAGUCACCCACCUCCUCUGUGCCCGAGAAGCCGCGGCGGCCAGCGCCAGACUACGUUCCUGCUACGGCGACGCAGCCCAGAGACACAGCAAAGGAGGCUGAACCAGCUAUUUCCACCCCCCACAUCCUCAAGGUGCAUUACAAAUACACAGUUGCCCUGGCAGUCAAGCCAGGCCUCUCCUACAAGGAACUCCUGGACCUGGUUUGCAAGAAGCUGGAGCUGCAGCCCGAGCACACGGAGCUGAGGUACAAAUCUGCAGACAGCCAAGAGCUGGUGACUCUGAGUGCAGAGAACCUGGAGGCAGCUUGGAGCCAGAGCAAGGACAACUAUCUGACAGUCUGGUGUGAAAUCACAGAGGGAGCAGGGUUUUUACCAGACAGCAAACCAGAGGAGCUGCCCCAGGAGGCAAUGCCUGAGGAGACAGGACCAACCCAAGUUGUGGCACAGUACAAUUAUGAAGCCACCCAACCCGAAGACCUGGAAUUUCAGGCAGGAGACGUGAUCCUCGUUUUAUCCAAAGUGAAUGAAGACUGGUUAGAAGGCCAAUGCAAUGGUAAGAUUGGCAUCUUCCCAUCUGCAUUCGUUCAACAGCCUCACACUGUCGGCCUGGAGGUGAUUUCAGAAGAGCUGAAAAUCAUGGAAAGAAAUUAA
Molecule: messenger RNA, 1599 nt
Organism: Acanthisitta chloris (rifleman)
Lineage: Eukaryota; Metazoa; Chordata; Aves; Passeriformes; Acanthisittidae
Gene: NCF2
Product: neutrophil cytosolic factor 2
Exons: 15
Coding region: 1-1599 (532 amino acids)
Biological process (GO): phagocytosis; superoxide anion generation; respiratory burst
Cellular component (GO): NADPH oxidase complex
Molecular function (GO): superoxide-generating NADPH oxidase activator activity; protein binding
Source: RefSeq, a predicted model, not a curated record